GUUUGCACAUCAAAAUUUUAUAAGACUUUAUUAAAUAACAUUUUACAACUAUGUCUAGCAACAAAGAAGAAAAACAAUAUGGUUUAAUAUUACCUAAAAAACAACAACCAGUUACUCCAAAAGUUAGCAAUGUAUUUGGUGAUAAUAAUGACUCAGAUGAAGAAGAUGGUACUGAUUGGGUUAAAAAAGCUCUUCAAGCAGAAGGAGAAAAAAAUAAAAUUAAAAAGCAAACAAAGUUAAAUAUGCAAAAGGCUUUAAAAGAAGAUCCAACAAUAUUCCAGUAUGAUGAAAUUUAUGACGACAUAGAGAGAAUAAAAGAUCAAUCAAAAAAUAUAAAGGAUGAAAAAAAGAAACCAAGGUAUAUUCAAAAUCUUUUGAAAGCUGCUGAACGAAGGAAGAAGGAGCAGGAAUACAGAAUUGAAAGAAUGGUUCAAAAAGAACGUGAAGCAGAGGGAGCAAUGUAUGCAGAUAAAGAAAGUUUUGUUACUUCUGCUUAUAGAGCAAAAUUAGAAGAAUUUAAAAGAAUGGAAGAAGAAGAAAAUAAAAUGGAUAGAUUAGAAGCUAUUGCAGAUGUCAAAAAGCAACAAGAUAUGUCAGGAUUUUAUAGACAUUUGUAUGAACAAACUAUGAAAACUCCAGAGGAAUCUGAAAUAAAAAAAAAUAUAAAUGAUAAUAAAAUGUAUUCGAAUAAUGAUUUAGAAAAUAUAAGUAAAGAAACAAAUGCUGUUAUAACCAAUAAAGAACAAAUUAAAAAUAAAGAAAUAAAAAAAAAUAGACAGUAUAGGCAAAGAAUAAUAGAAGAAGACAGCGAUACAGAUACAGACAUUAAUCAAACAGUGGAAAAUAAAGCAAAAAUUAUUUUCCCUGAGAAACGUAAAGAUAUUGAAAAGGAACCUACAAAAAUAGAACCCGAUAUGAAAAAACAAAAACAAAUUGAAAAUAUUGAAAAUGAUGAAACACAAAAUCAAGUUAAAGCAGAAAAUAUGAUAAAUUCAAAGGAUAUUGAAAAGGCACCAGAAAAUAAUGAAAAUGAUGACAAAGCUGAAAAAGCAAAUAUUAGUGCAAAAGCAAAAAUAGAAGCAGAAAGAAGGGAACGAUCAAAAAUUUGGGAAAAAAGAACAAUUGGUCCUGUAUUUGAAGCAACAUUGCAAAGAUAUUAUGUUAGAAAAUCUAUAAGAAUGUCAGCUGCAUAGUAAAUUGUAACUACUAAAAGUUUAAUUAUUUAAUGUAGGAUAAACUAUAUUAUUUAGUUUUAAUACGAAGAAAUAAGUUGUGGCUUCAUAUAUCCACUAUCACCUA
Habropoda laboriosa is the source of this 1299-nucleotide messenger RNA. RefSeq names its product nuclear speckle splicing regulatory protein 1. NCBI's taxonomy places the organism in Eukaryota, Metazoa, Arthropoda, Insecta, Hymenoptera, Apidae. The record is from RefSeq and is a predicted model, not a curated record. The coding region runs from base 51 to 1193 and encodes 380 amino acids. Gene Ontology annotation, biological process: regulation of alternative mRNA splicing, via spliceosome. The transcript has 3 exons.